UUGAAAAUUUCCGAGACCUCUGUUUAUCAACUUACCAUCUGGACCCAACAUUUUACUACACUGCCCCGGGCUUCUCUUUCGACUGUAUGACUAAAUACACGGGCCAAAAACUCGAAAUGAUUUCGGAUUAUUGCAUGCUGCUAAUGAUUGAAAAAGGAAUUCGUGGCGGUUUGACUCAGGCGAGCAUGAGAUAUGCAAAGGCGAAUAAUGAAAAGACACCAGAUUAUGACCCAACACAACCAAAAUCAUGGCUUGUUUAUCAGGAUUGCAACAACUUGUAUGGUUACGCAAUGUCACAAUUCAUGCCAUACGGAGGAUUCAAGUGGGUCGAACCCAAAUUAGAUGGAUUACAUGACUUGGAUGACACAUCACCAAUCGGGCGGAUGUACGAGGUUGAUAUAUCAUAUCCGAAAGAACUUCAUGACAAGCAUAAUGACUUACCAUUCCUACCGAAAAACGAUAUUCCACCUGGCUCAAAAGUUAAAAAACUUAUGGCAACACUUCAUUCAAAGAAAAACUAUGUGAUUCAUUAUCGGAACCUGCAGCAGGCCAUUAAAAAUGGACUCGUUGUGGAAAAAGUUCACAGAGUUAUUCAGUUUAAUCAGUCAGACUGGCUUAAGAAAUACAUAGAAUUAAACACCGAGAUGCGAAAAAAAGCUAGAAAUGACUUCGAAAAGGACUUUUUCAAACUUUUAAACAACGCUGUUUUCGGGAAGACGAUGGAAUCUUUAAGACGUCGUAUUAAAAUGGAGAUUGUUUGCAGUGUAAAACGUUUGCAAAAACUUAUAAAUCUUACAACAUUCAAACACUGUACUACGUACGACGAGACUCUCAAUGCGGUGUCAUUGGAAAAUAAAAUUAUCAAGUUUUGCAAGCCUAUUUAUAUAGGUAAAUACAUAAUUUACUAUUAUCAUCCACAUUUUAAUAUUUUUUUUUUUUCAAUAGGUUUUGCAGUGUUGGAAAUUUCUAAGACCCUCAUGUACGAUUAUCAUUAUAACGUUAUGCAAGCCCAUUAUGGAGAUAAAAUUAACCUCAUGUAUACAGAUACAGAUUCACUGGUAUACUACAUCCAAACUGAUGACUUUUACAAAGACCUGGAGAAUAAUUCCAAUUUACUUGAUCGAAUGGACACAUCGGACUUACCACCAGAUCAUCCGUGCUACAUUGCUGAACGAAAGAAGGUCCCAGGUCUUUUCUCCGAUGAGACCAAUGGGCUCAUAAUGACACAUUUCUGUGCUCUCCGUGCAAAGUCUUAUGCGUAUAAGAUCAAUGGUAAGGAGAAGAUCAGGGCAAAAGGAAUCCGUGGUCAUGUAGUGAAAAACCACAUGAACUUCAACGAUCAUUAUCGUUGUCUGUUUGGAGAUACAACCUUGGAUACUAGGACAGAAAAUGUCUCUAUCCGCUCAUACAAACACCAAUUGAAGACUAUUAAGUCAAACAAAGUAACUUAUAAUAGUUUCGAUGAUAAGAGGGUUAUACUUGAGGAUAAAGUACAUACCCUGGCUCAUGGACACUACUCCACAGAGGAAGCCGAUACACUAGAUGAAGCAGAGCUGGAUUAAUUCAAAGCUGACCAUAUAGUUUUAAUUCUUAAAUUGUAAAAUACGUUAAUAUAAUUUUUGUAAAAUACCUACAGAGA
Messenger RNA from Acyrthosiphon pisum (pea aphid), 1639 nucleotides. RefSeq lists its product as uncharacterized. Bases 87 to 1562 code for a protein of 491 amino acids. The record is from RefSeq and is a predicted model, not a curated record. The transcript is spliced from 7 exons. Lineage: Eukaryota; Metazoa; Arthropoda; Insecta; Hemiptera; Aphididae.